Molecule: messenger RNA, 738 nt
Organism: Penicillium griseofulvum
Lineage: Eukaryota; Fungi; Ascomycota; Eurotiomycetes; Eurotiales; Aspergillaceae
Exons: 2
Coding region: 1-738 (245 amino acids)
Source: RefSeq, a predicted model, not a curated record
AUGGAUAUCCAAAGCCAGUUUCCUAAUGUCCACUGGAUCUGGGGAGGAGGCAUCUCUUUUGUUUACGAGGUCCACCCUCGCAUCGUGGUCAAAGUCCCGAAAUCUGGGGAAUUCGAGAGGGAACAAUUUCAAAAAGAGCUCGAGAUUUAUCAAAUAUUCUCGCAAAAUCCGCCUUAUCCCUCUAUUGUGCAGUGUUUUCUCUUUUGCAGCAGUGGCAUCUUCCUGGAGUAUAUGGGAGAACAGUUUGCGCUCGGUUCCUUGUACUAUUUGAUAAACUACGGCUUUGAGGUUUAUGGAGAUCGCUGUCUUACCGAGGAUCCUUAUGACCAUGGUCCUAAGGUCGUGGACCUACUACAGAACAUGGAAUUUCCGAAAUUGGAUGGCAAUCCCUUGAUUGAUAACAUCAUCGACAAAUGCUGGCAUAACAAAUAUGUCACAGUCUCAGAAUUAGCCGCGCACACGAAAAAGCUUUUGAACGAAGAAACCGAUGCGAUGGAAAGUAACGAAAACGGAAAGAAGGAAAGUAGCGAAGUGGUCACACUCAAAACUCCUUCUAACGAACGAUGGCGUAUGGGCAUGGGUAGCAUAAUUCAUGGGAUAUGCUAUGGCCUUGGAGUAUGGUGGAGGUCAUUCUUACAGAGUGUCCACGACGAAGCAACAAUCGCCGGGCGAGCCAGUGGCGACAAUCAUGAUGUGGAUCAAAAUUGCAUGGAAGAGGAAUUUCUUUCGAAGAAGUAA